GCCAAAAUGUUAUCAGUUCUCAGGUACUAUUCCUCGAGCAACCAACUAGCACCGCGGAUAAGAAAUGAAAGCUUUCGUACUAAUCUCCUGUUUAGCGGCCUUGGGUCAUGCCAGGCCUGAAGCUGGAUACGCGUAUAAUGGACCCGCUAAUGUGGGAGGAUUCGGGGCCGGUGGACAUGGAGGUGGAGCUGGCGCAGGUGCAGGAUUUGCUGGAGGAUUUGCCUCGGGAGCUGUAGGAGGUGCAGGACAUGGAUUAAGUGGAGGUCACGGAAUCGGAGGAGGAUUUGGUGGAGGUCACUCAUCGGGAGGAUAUGCUGGAGGUCAAUCUGGUGGUGGAUAUGCUGCUGCAGGACAUGGUGGUGCUGGAGCUGGCUUUGGUGCAGGUGGUCAUGGAAUUGGUGGAGGAUUCGGUGCUGGCGGCUUCGGCGCUGGUGGAUUCGGAGGUGGAGCCGGAGCUGUCGGAGGACACGGAGGUGAUGCUGGUAUUGGUGGAGGUGCUGGAGGUGCUGGCGGCUACAACUACGAGCCCCAAGGACAAACUGUACACAAGCACAUCUACGUUCAUGUUCCUCCACCAGAGCCUGAGGAGCAUCACGCACCAAGACAUAUCCCAGUCGCCAAGGCCCAAAAGCAUUAUAAAAUCAUCUUUAUCAAGGCUCCAUCUGCUCAAUCCCAACAACAACAAAUUAUCCCACAACUUCCUCAACACGAAGAAAAGACCUUGAUUUACGUUUUGUCCAAGAAACCAGAGGAAGCCCAAGACAUUGUCAUUCCAACUGCCCAACCAACUCCACCAAGCAAACCCGAAGUUUACUUCAUCAAAUACAAUACCAGGAAAGAACAAGUUGGUGGAGGUGGAUAUGCUGCAUCUGGACAACCAGAAGCUUCAGGAGCAGCUUUCGGUGGUAGCGGUCAUGGAGGUGAUGCUAUCGGUUCAGGACCAGGAUUGGAUGUUCAUGGAGGAGCUGGUGGCGUAGGAGGUGGUGACAUCGGCGGUGGAGUAGUAGGAGGAGGUCAUAGUGCCCCAGCUGCUCCAUCCGGAAAUUACGGUCCACCUGGAAAAUCUGGUCCUUACUAAAUCUUACAGUGAAAUGAUUUGGUGAGAAUGAGUAUCAGAUACUUAGUCAAGACUUUUUUUACAAAAGUAUUUUAAGUAGACAAUGCAAAAAACCAUUCCUCGUUAUUGUUGGAAAUUAUGUAUUUUAAUUUUUUUUAUAUAGAAUUUAAUGAUAAUUAGAAAGCAAAUAAAAUAUCUUUCUAGUAAAA
Hermetia illucens (black soldier fly) is the source of this 1266-nucleotide messenger RNA. RefSeq names its product glycine-rich cell wall structural protein 1-like. The record is from RefSeq and is a predicted model, not a curated record. Lineage: Eukaryota; Metazoa; Arthropoda; Insecta; Diptera; Stratiomyidae. The transcript is spliced from 2 exons. Bases 65 to 1078 code for a protein of 337 amino acids.